UUAGCAAAACUGAGCAACCUAGUUUCUGAAGCUUGGUUUUAAAAAAUUUUUAUUUCAUUUUUAAAAGUGCACCGAGAAUGGACGCGGACGAAGUCAAUGAAGCUCUUUUGAAACUGAACUCAAACAUGGACCAACUGUUCCUGAUCAUAAUCGGAAUGAUAGUCUUCUUUAUGCAGUGUGGUUUCGCUUUCUUAGAAGCGGGCGCAGUGCGAAUAAAAAACACGACUAACAUUCUCAUGAAAAACAUGAUGGAUUGUGCUAUAGCUGCUAUUGUUUACUGGGCGAUUGGCUAUGCCUUGGCCUUCGGAAAAGAGUCCAACACUUUUAUAGGAUAUUCUUACUUUUUCUUGGCGCAUUUUCCUACGAACCAAGUGGCCUUUUACUUUUUCCAGUUCGUGUUUGCUGCAACAGCUGCUACAAUAGUAUCGGGAGCGAUGGCUGAACGAACUAACAUUUACGCCUACUUCGUUUACAGUAUAUGUAUCACCGGAUUUGUUUACCCGGUCGUGGCUCAUUGGGUUUGGGAUCCCAGAGGUUGGCUGGCUGCAGAGGCCCCAUGGGAUGGUGUAUUCUAUAUGGACUUCGCAGGAAGCACAGUUGUUCAUGCCGUCGGAGGCAUUGCAGGCUUGAUGGGAGCAAUCGCUUUGGGUCCUCGUAUCGGACAGUUUGACGCCGAGACGAAAGUACGUUCCAGGAUCCGAGGACAUACGAUUCCCUUGAUGUGCCUCGGAGGAAUCAUACUCUUCUUCGGAUUUUUUGCCUUCAACGGAGGAUCGCAGCUCGCAAUAUCAAACGAAGGUGAUGGCGAAGUGGUUUCAAAGGCAAUUUUGAACACUAUUCUUUCGGGAUAUGGAGGAGGAAUAGUGGCUAUUUUGGUGUCCAAAAUCAGAACUAAUAAAUUCAGUUUGCCCCAGUGUAUCAACGGAACUCUAACUGGAAUGGUUGCAAUUUGUGCCGGAUGCAAUGUCGUGGAACCCUGGGGUGCUCUGGUUACAGGAACAGUAGCCGGGAUGACAUUUGUAGCCUGGAGCGAAGGAAUUUUCUACGCUGGCGUUGACGACCCUUUAGACGCGGUCGCGGUGCACCUCGGCGGGGGUUUGUGGGGAAUAAUAGCCGCGCCUCUUUUCGCCACGAGACUAGGGGUUUUCUAUAAUUGGGAUGCCAGGGCAUUUCAGUUUCUGCUCUGGAAUAUAAUUGGAGCUCUGGUGAUCUGUGCAUGGGCUUCGGUCCUCACAGGAGUCAUAUUUUGGAUUAUGAGAUUCGCUAAAGUUUUGAGAGUGAGUCGAGAAACCGAAACGAUGGGUUUGGACGAAGUAGAACACGGUGAGAAAGCUUAUGAACCUGAUCUAAUAGGCGUUCUUCAAGAAAUGAACGAAAAACAAUCACGACCAAAAUAUUCUUCUAAAGAAGAACUGGGGCAGGCGAACAAGAACUUCAAAGCCGAAGAACUCUAGACUGACGAAAAUUAGUGCAGCGGUGUCAAAACCUGCGAAACAACCAACAAUUUGGACGAAUAAAGAAAAAG
Messenger RNA from Symsagittifera roscoffensis, 1525 nucleotides. RefSeq names its product putative ammonium transporter 1. Gene Ontology annotation, biological process: ammonium homeostasis; ammonium transmembrane transport. The record is from RefSeq and is a predicted model, not a curated record. The transcript has a single exon. Gene Ontology annotation, cellular component: plasma membrane. Lineage: Eukaryota; Metazoa; Xenacoelomorpha; Acoela; Convolutidae. Bases 78 to 1454 code for a protein of 458 amino acids. Gene Ontology annotation, molecular function: ammonium channel activity.